Messenger RNA from Talpa occidentalis (Iberian mole), 2802 nucleotides. It is a transcript of the gene ANGEL2, whose product is annotated as angel homolog 2. Gene Ontology annotation, molecular function: mRNA 3'-UTR binding; 3'-5'-RNA exonuclease activity. Lineage: Eukaryota; Metazoa; Chordata; Mammalia; Eulipotyphla; Talpidae. Bases 958 to 2523 code for a protein of 521 amino acids. The transcript is spliced from 9 exons. The record is from RefSeq and is a predicted model, not a curated record. Gene Ontology annotation, biological process: 3'-UTR-mediated mRNA stabilization.
CCCGGCCCCCUCACCGGGUGCUUGAAAUCGACCCCCUUUUCUGGCAAAGAGCGGUGGUGCGUGCGGGCCGGUUUAGCAUCGCCCGACGCCGAGUCAGCCAGCUGUGGGGCGGGAGGUCCUGGUGUUUGUAUCCUAACGCGCGUAAAACGAACCCCGACAUUGCGCCUGCAGAACGUUUGGUGGUGGACCCCUUGUGGGAAGUCCCCUUUGUGCCUCCUUGUUACGGGUUGGGUAAGUGAUGGGAACGCAACCCUGGAUGACAGUUCAGACCAACAUUCUUGAGCACCAGUCGGGGUGCCAAGCUUCGUGGGGAGGACCCCUAAUUGACAUGAAAGAGAAAGCCUGGGCCUCGGAGGAGCUCAUCCUCUUAACCGAAAAGAAAUCUCCACCAGCAGCUGCAGAUACAGACAAUCCGUCUUGGAGUACAAGCUCAGUAUUUCAGUACAGGAGCUUAUUAGGAAGGAAAACGAAUGGAGCAGGCACCUAACUUCCUGGCGUUCACCCUUGCUACAAAACAGGGUAGAAGGCCCACGUCAUGUGUUCACAAACUUACCAUUAAGUUGAAUUAAGAGAGCAAUUUGAGAAGCAUAAACUGCAAAAAUAUAUAGCAAAAAAAAGUUCAUGCCAUUACAGUGAAAAGACCAGAGCAUAUAAAAGUUACUACAUUUGAACAAAAUUCCUUAGUGACUAAGAAAUGCACCUUUAAUGAAUUCUGAAGAGAAGAAACCCUCCUCUGAAUCCUAACAUUUUGUCAGGAGAGUAUAGUAAAAGAAGGUGAUGUUUGAGCAACCUGAUGACACUGCUUUGGAGAGACUGGAUGGGUGAAAAUGGUGCUGUUGGACUUGGAUUGUUGGUGCAUUCCGAGGAAGCAAUCUCUGUCCUCUUUGGUUUCCCCCAAGGAACAACAAACUUAAAGAAGAGAAAAAUAUCCACCCAAAGUUUAGAGAAAGAUACCCCAUGCUACCCCAUCACCAGAGAAGUCUGGGCAGAGACUGGACAGCACCGUGGGAGACUCUGCAGAGGGGCUGCUGGAACAGACACCUUUCUAGCUGUCUGAGGUGGCCUGGACAUUACUCUCAGGCCCCUUACCCGUAUUUGAGUAGUAGGCAUUUUUCACUGCACUGGAGGCCACCUUGUUUAUUUGAGUCUAGAAGUCAGUUUCAGUGCUGGAACUGGAGACCGGACACCCUCAGCAGAACAGCCUUGAGUCAUCUCUCUAGUCACGUCAUGAACUCUGAGGGAGGUGAGCCUUCAUCGAAACGAAGGAAACACCAAGGCAUUAUAAAACGGCAUUGGGAAUAUAUAUGUAACCACAAUAAAGAAAAAACGAAUGUCCUAGAAGACAUAAAUGACUCGACAUGUGAAGACACUGAGAACAAGUUUGACUUUUCAGUGAUGUCCUAUAAUAUACUUUCACAAGACUUAUUGGAAGAUAAUUCUCACCUGUAUAGACACUGCCGGCCGCCAGUACUUCACUGGAGUUUUAGGUUUCCCAAUAUUCUGAAAGAAAUUAAACAUUUUGAUGCAGAUGUACUUUGCUUGCAAGAAGUUCAAGAAGAUCAUUAUGGAACAGAGAUCAGGCCGAGUUUGGAAUCGUUGGGUUAUCACUGUGAAUACAAGAUGCGGACGGGAAAGAAGCCAGAUGGCUGUGCCAUUUGCUUCAAACAUUCUAAGUUUUCCCUCUUGUCCGUGAACCCAGUGGAGUUCUACCGCCCCGACGUGCCUCUCUUGGACAGAGACAAUGUUGGCCUGGUGCUCCUCUUGCAGCCCAGAAGUGCCAGUGCUGCCCCUCCUGCCAUCUGCGUGGCUAACACACACCUGCUGUAUAACCCUCGGCGAGGCGAUAUUAAACUGACCCAGCUGGCGAUGCUCCUGGCAGAGAUGUCCAGCGUCGCCCGUCAGAAAGACGGUGGGCUCUGCCCCAUUGUGAUGUGCGGUGACUUUAAUUCUGUUCCCGGUUCUCCGCUCUAUAGUUUUAUAAAGGAAGGAACAUUAAAUUAUGAAGGACUGGCCAUAGGGAAGGUAUCUGGCCAGGAACAGUCUUCACGGGGACAAAGAAUUUUAUCUAUUCCAAUUUGGCCCCCAAACCUAGGUAUCUCACAGAACUGUGUGUAUGAGAUACAGCAGGUUCCAGAAGUAGAAAAGACAGACGGUGAUCCAACACAGACACAGCUGGAUAGACCUGAGGUCCUGGUGACAGCCGAAAAAUUAUCUUCAAAUUUGCAGCACCACUUCAGCUUGUCAUCUGUUUAUUCACAUUACUUUCCUGACACUGGAAUUCCAGAAGUGACCACCUGUCAUUCCCGAAGUGCCAUAACUGUGGAUUACAUUUUCUACUCUGUUGAAAAAGAGGAUGUUGCUGGGCAGCCAGGUGCUGACGUGGCUGUGGUUGGUGGCUUGAAGCUUCUGGCUAGACUGUCCCUCCUCACAGAGCAAGACUUGUGGACCGUCAACGGGCUUCCGAAUGAAAACAACUCUUCCGACCACCUACCUUUAUUGGCUAAGUUCAGACUUGAGCUCUGACGCUUCUGUGAUGACAUACAUACUUUUCAAAAUGUUUUCUUUUUCAAAGAAUAGGAAACUGUUUUUAAGAGUUUGCAUGUUGCUUAUUUUUGCGCUGUGGAGCCUCUGAAGAGGUAUGUUAACCGGUUGAAACAGAUCAGAAGAAGAAAGUUUACAACAGUUUUUUAAUAAUGAAAAAAAUAUUUUCCUGAUGAGUGAGAUCUAAAUGUUCUUUAUUGUAAAAGAAUGUAAAUAUUUUUUAUUCUUUAUCUCAGUAAGAUUGACAGUGAUUUUUAAAUA